AUGAUGAAAAAUAAUGCGAUUGAAUGUACCACAAUACCCAAUAUAAUUGAAGAUAUACAGUUUGAGUUUUUAGAAGUAACCAUGUCUGUUGAGUUUGAUCCAUCUACAGUUGAUAUUUCGCAGUUAGACUUUUCUGAUUUAGAGGAAAAAUACUCGGUCAAACAAGAGAAUAACCUCAUCGAUUGCUGUGUACUAUGUGACGGUGCACCAAUUGCACCAGAGAGUAAGGCACCGGUUUUGAAGAAGGUCUUGACGAAACUCUUCUCACAAUCAGGCAAAGUUGAAGACAUGUAUCUUCCAGUCGAGGACGGAAAAACCAAAGGUUACCUAAUUAUCAGAUUUUCCAAUCCGAUCGAAGCACUAAAGGCCAUCAAGUCACUUAACGGUAAGAAAUUGGAUGUUAAACAUAGAUUGUUAGUCAAUAAAUUGAGUGAUAUUGAAGAAUAUGUUUUAAGUGGCAAGGUCAAUGAUGAAUUCAAUGCACCGGAAUUUCCGCCAUUCAAAGAAACAGGACAUUUGAAUCAAUGGUUAGUCGAUCCAAAAGGUCGUGACCAGUUUUUGAUUAACUAUAACCAAUCUGUUGGCAUCUAUUGGUAUAGAAAGAACUUGGAGAACGAGGCAGUUAUUGAGCCACGUGAACAGUGGACAUCUACAUAUAUGAAGUGGUCUCCAAAGGGUAAAUAUUUAUUUUCGAUGUUCCCGCAAGGUGUUCAAUCAUGGGGUGGCGAAGGCUUCCAGAGAAUCAACAGACAUUUACAUCCUGGUGUUAGAUUGAUCGACUUUUCACCAAAUGAGAAGUUUUUAGUCACCCUAUCACCUGAACCAAUUAUGGAUCCGAUGGAACUUAGAGAAGAAUUACGUAAGGACUAUCCAUUCAAGAGUGAAGAUAUCGGAAAGAAGUUGGUUAUUUGGGAUAUUGCUAUUGGAUUACCAGUGAAGACGUUUGCAUUACCACCUAAUUUAGAAAAUGCAACGAGAAUGCCAUGGCCAUUAAUCAAGUGGUCUUAUGAUGAUAAAUACUGUGCCAGAAUGGGCCCUGAUGCGCUUGCAAUCUAUGAGACUGAGAAGGAUUUCCAGUUAUUAGGCAAGAACACCGUUAGGAUCGAGGGUAUUCAAGAUUUCUCAUUUGCGCCUGCUGGUAUCAAACUAUCCAGUUCCAAAAAGAGUGAUCCUUUAGAUGUUGUUCUGACAUAUUGGACACCGGAGACCGAGAAUCAAUCUGCUAAGGUAUCAGUUAUGUCGAUUCCAAAUAAGUCUGUCUUGAGAACAAUUCCACUAGUCCAAGUCAAAGAUAUCAAGCUAGACUGGAACGAAUCUGGAAAGUACCUAUGUUGUAAUGUCACAAGACACAAGAAAUCCAAAAAGACAUUUUUCAGUAACAUGCACAUUUUCCAAUUGUCAGAGAAGGACAUACCGGUUGAUAAGAUUGAAUUACAGGACUUGGUUUUGAACUUCAAAUGGGAGCCUAAUUCCAACAAGUUCAUUACUAUUUCAAGGAUCGAUAAAGGUGAGUUGUCCAAUUCGAAUGUUGCCACAGAAUCUAACACGAUAACAUUUUUCGAUGUUGAAGAGGUUAAAGUCGGCACUACCUCCUUGAAGAAAUGGGUCAAGUUGACCUCCUUGGAGAACAACACAUGUACAGACAUCAGUUGGUCACCAAAGGGUAGGUUUGUUAUAUUGACGAGUUUCAAUACACAGAACCCAGAGUUGAAGUUCUACGAUGUUGAGUUCGAUGAUGACAAACCAAAAGAUCAGAAUCCAAAGGUGCAAUCGAACUUGAAGUUGUUAUCGACACAAACCUUCAGUGGAUUGACCGAUCUACAGUGGGAGAAAUCUGGUAGAUUUGUUACUGCAGUUUCAUCAUCCUGGAAGACAAAGAUCAACAAUGGUUAUAGCAUCUACGAUGUGGCCGGCCACUUGUUGAAGGAGGAGCAUAUCAACGGAUUCAAGGAGUUUUUAUGGCGUCCAAGACCAGAAUCGUUGUUGACUUCCAACGAUAAGAAGAGAGUCAGAAAGAACUUGAAGGAAUAUGCUGCACAAUUCGAGGAGGCCGACACCAUGGACACCAAUGCCGCAUUACGUGAGAUCAUCUUGAGAAGAAGACAAUUAUUACAAGAGUGGAACGAGUACAGAAACCAAGUCCGUUCCAAGUUGCAACUCAAGGACGUUUCGGAGAAUGUCGAGGUUGAAACCAUUGAAACAGUCAAGGAGAUCAUCGUCGAGGAGAAGGAGGAGGUUAUUGAGGAUUGA
Molecule: messenger RNA, 2250 nt
Organism: Pichia kudriavzevii
Lineage: Eukaryota; Fungi; Ascomycota; Pichiomycetes; Pichiales; Pichiaceae
Exons: 1
Coding region: 1-2250 (749 amino acids)
Biological process (GO): translational initiation
Cellular component (GO): eukaryotic translation initiation factor 3 complex
Molecular function (GO): RNA binding; translation initiation factor binding; translation initiation factor activity
Source: RefSeq, a predicted model, not a curated record